UCAUCCUCUGUCACACAUUAUAUAACUCUACUCUGUGAAAUUCUGAAUACACUCGUUUAUAUCCGCCCAAAACCCCACCGCUUCUCCUCAACCAGCAAUGGCGGCAGCCACCGCAUCCACCGCCUCAUUCUCCACCGCUCACCUCUUCCGCUCCUCCUCCCUUAACCUCAAACAGCCUCUCUCCCUCCCCUUCACCAACCGCCGCCGCCUCCCCGCGCAACCACUCCGCUUCUCCGCCCUUCCCAAAAUCUCCGCCACCAUCUCCGUCGGCGACAAGCUCCCCGACGCCACCCUAUCCUACCUCGACGCGUCCGACGAGCUCCAGACCGUCUCAAUCGCCGACCUCACUUCGAAUAAGAAGGCAAUUUUGGUCGCCGUGCCGGGGGCCUUCACCCCGACGUGCUCGCAGAAGCACCUCCCCGGAUUCGUGGAGAAGGCGGCGGAGUUCAAAGCGAAGGGCGUCGACACCAUCGCCUGCGUCUCCGUCAACGACGCCUUCGUGAUGAAGGCGUGGAAGGCGGAUCUGAAGAUUGGGGAGGAGGUGCUGCUGCUUAGCGACGGCAACGGCGAUUUCACGAGGGCGAUUGGGUGUGAGCUUGAUUUGAGCGACAAGCCGAUUGGGCUUGGCGUGAGGUCGCGCCGCUACGCUAUGUUCGUGGAGGAUGGCGUUGUGAAGGUCCUCAAUUUGGAGGAUGGCGGCGCGUUUAAUGUUAGCAGUGCUGAGGAUUUGCUCAAGGCGGUUUGAGAUUGAGAUUUCGUUUUUCUGAGUUUUUUCUUUAUGAUUAGGUUAUGGAAUUGAGAUGAAUUGUGUUUUUUUUUUCUGUUUUUGAGGAGUAGUUGUGAUUGUGUUUGGAAUUUCAAUAAAAAGUGGAAUGAAAUUGAAACUAGGGUUCAGAUUU
Molecule: messenger RNA, 899 nt
Organism: Salvia splendens (bonfire salvia)
Lineage: Eukaryota; Viridiplantae; Streptophyta; Magnoliopsida; Lamiales; Lamiaceae
Product: peroxiredoxin-2E-1, chloroplastic
Exons: 1
Coding region: 98-745 (215 amino acids)
Biological process (GO): hydrogen peroxide catabolic process; cell redox homeostasis; cellular response to oxidative stress
Cellular component (GO): cytoplasm
Molecular function (GO): thioredoxin peroxidase activity
Source: RefSeq, a predicted model, not a curated record